Molecule: messenger RNA, 7575 nt
Organism: Dermochelys coriacea (leatherback sea turtle)
Lineage: Eukaryota; Metazoa; Chordata; Testudines; Dermochelyidae
Gene: MINDY2
Product: MINDY lysine 48 deubiquitinase 2
Exons: 10
Coding region: 270-2069 (599 amino acids)
Biological process (GO): protein K48-linked deubiquitination
Cellular component (GO): cell periphery; cytosol
Molecular function (GO): K48-linked deubiquitinase activity; cysteine-type deubiquitinase activity; cysteine-type carboxypeptidase activity
Source: RefSeq, a predicted model, not a curated record
UCCUCGGGCUCGCGGCGCUAGCGUACAACCAGCUCCUCCCUCCGCCCCCUGCCCGGGCUCAAAUCGAGCCUCUAGGCCGUGCCUCUCCUACUGCUCGCGCGCGCUCCCCACCCCAACGGCGCUCUGAAGCGGCUCCCCUCCCACCCACACGUCCUAGGGGUGGCGCCGCGGGGCGGAGUCGUUGGCGCUGUCAUGGCGUCCAGGGCGCUGCUGGCGAAGGAACAGCCUCUGCGGAGCCAGUAGAGAGCUAGGCGGGCGGCGGGCCGGCCAUGGAGACCUUGGCGCAGCCCCCGCCGCCCCCGGGCGCGCUGAAGAGGGACGGUGGGGGCGCUGCGGGCCGAAUCAUCCUGGAGGGGUCGGUGGAGAAAGAGGCGGGGGGUAGCAGCAGGGAUGGACCUGUGACUGCUGAGGAGGGCGGCGGGCAGUGGGAUCCUUCCCCUCCGCUUCUUCCCCCGCCUGCCGCGGGCCCCGGGAGGGACUCGCCUGCCUCGCUGGGGUCUCCCGUGUUGGCCAGUGAGAGCCGCCGGUCCGCUGCGGACUGCGCGGAGCCAGCGGUGACUGAGAACCCUGAGGCGGCUCCUGCCUUGGAGAGCGGCCCCGGGGAGGCCGGCAGCAGCGGCGACCCCAGCCCCCCAGAGGAGGAGUCGCGGAGCUUGGACUCCCAGGAGUCCUUCUCCAACCUGCACUCGUGCUGCCCGAGCAGCUCCGAGCUCAAUAGUGAUGCCGAGGAGGCGGUGGCGGCAGCAGAGGGCAAGGCCCCGACCCCCGGAGGCGACGGGCCCAAGGCGGCGGCACAGCUCUUGUCGGCCUCUAAGGAGCGCUUUCCCGGCCAGUCGGUCUAUCACAUCAAGUGGGUCCGCUGGAAGGAGGAGAACACGCCGAUCAUCACCCAGAACGAGAACGGGCCCUGCCCGCUGCUGGCCAUCAUGAACGUGCUGCUGCUGGCUUGGAAGGUCAAGCUGCCACCGAUGAUGGAAAUCAUAACUGCUGAACAGCUGAUGGAAUAUUUAGGAAAGAAGUUAAGCCACGCUGAGGAGAUCGUGGACCCUCACGGCCGAGGCGACACCAUCUUCUUUGAGAGCAGCUUUGCUUCACUCUUACUUGGAACAAAGGGAAGAGACUAUAUUCUUGAUGCAAAACCAAAAGAGAUUUCUGAAAUUCAACGUCUAAAUUAUGAGCAGAAUAUGAGUGAUGCAAUGGCUAUCCUACAUAAGCUACAGACAGGUCUGGAUGUGAACGUGAAGUUCACUGGUGUACGAGUUUUUGAAUACACACCUGAAUGCAUAGUGUUUGACCUUCUUGAUAUCCCUUUGUACCAUGGAUGGUUAGUGGAUCCUCAGAUUGCUGACAUUGUGAAGGCAGUUGGUAAUUGCAGUUACAAUCAAUUGGUGGAGAAGAUAAUCUGUUGUAAACAGUCGGACAACAGUGAGCUGGUUAGUGAAGGAUUUGUAGCUGAACAAUUUCUGAACAAUACAGCCACUCAGUUGACAUACCAUGGGUUAUGUGAGCUGACUUCAGCAGUUCAGGAAGGAGAACUUUGUGUGUUCUUCAGGAACAACCAUUUUAGCACCAUGACCAAAUAUAAGGGUCAGCUUUAUCUGCUGGUGACAGACCAGGGUUUUCUUACAGAAGAGAAAGUUGUCUGGGAAAGUUUACAUAAUGUAGAUGGUGAUGGAAAUUUCUGUGACUCUGAAUUCCACCUUCGGCCUCCAUCAGACCCAGAAACUGUAUAUAGAGGGCAGCAGGAUCAAAUUGAUCAGGACUAUCUGAUGGCAUUGUCUUUACAACAAGAGCAGCAGAGCCAAGAUAUCGAUUGGGAGCAGAUCCCAGAAGGAAUCAGUGAUCUAGAGCUAGCAAAGAAGCUGCAGGAAGAGGAGGAUAGGCGGGCUUCUCAGUACUAUCAGGAACAAGAACAAGCAGCUGCAGCUGCUGCUCAGGUCCAGCAGGUGCAAGGAGCUGCUUCUCCAGGAAGUGGAAGACAAUCUGGAAGUAAUGAACGCAAACGAAAAGAACCUCGAGAGAAAGAGAGGGAGAAAGAGAAAGAAAAGAAUAGUUGUGUUAUUUUGUAACCGGGGAUGGAUUUUGCCUGGAGUCAAGUGCAUGUCCUCAAACAAAAACAAGGAAUAAAAUGAAGACAAACCCGUUACAUGCCGCCUGUGCCUGAUUACCCCAUGGAUUUAUUCACGUUUAAGGAGAGGAUGGGUGACUACUUUGUUACAAUCAUACAGACUUUCUUCAAAGUCGUACAGUGCGCUUUGCGUGAGAUGGAAUUCCAUUACAAUUGGAUGCGGCUGUGCUUUGAGUCAGUCAUGAGAAAUACUGCACCUUGUAGCUAAACACACAAAUCAUGGCAAGUUUUGUGUCAUAGUGACAUGCGUUACUUAUAAUAUCAGUUAGUAAGCUAUUUCAUCUUCUGCUCUAAACAAAGAAAGGAGGUCAUUGGUUUUGUCAGAUUUCUUCCUGAAAUCUUUACAUCAACAAAACAGAAUCCUGUAUUACUUUUCAUGGUCUGACAAUAUAACUUAGACUGAGCAUUUAUGGCUUAAGAGCCCAAUGAGUUUCUGGGCAAACUGCCUCCAUAAUGAACCCAGAUUCCUUUUGUUCAAGAGCUGGUAGCCCAUUCUUUAACCCAUAUUUGUGCUGGGUUAGUUCUACCACUGGGUUAGUUCUACCACCGUGACCUUUGUCUCACAUAUAAGUUAUUUGUUAAACAUCAUAUUGAAAAUUGUGUGUCAUGGAAAAAUGGGGUGUCUAUUGAUAAGCAAGAUAAAGAUUUAUUUUGCUUUUCUUGAAGUUUAAAACUGGGUAUCACAACUCAGAUCUUAUCAGGGUCAGACACAAAUAAUUUAAUAUUUUUUUUCUUUGUUUAGUAUCUUCCGUUAUAGGUAAACUGGACCAGAGAAGUUGUUAUUUAUUGAUCUCUCCAUGCAACACGUGAAUGGUGGUAGGAAACUGAAGUCUCUAAUAAAGCUUUUCCUGCGUAGGAAUGCAGAAUUAAAAUAACUAACUUAAUAUCUGCCUUCGUUCAGAAGUACCUUGAACCAUAACAUGACUUUAACAUGUCCACUUGUAUAUUUAAGCUAGUAUACUGUGUACAAAUACUUUUAAAAAUCAUGCAUCAGUAAAAAGCACACUUUUGCAGGGUGAGAGAAAGGUUUAAGCUAGUCUCUCAAAUUGUUUGGAAAGGCACUCAGAUGUAGUAUCACUUUGUUUUUUAAAUCAUUAGCUUAGAGUUAUGGGAAACUUCUAUAGAAAUACUCAGAUUUUCUAAUUUAUGGGAACCAAGUAAACAUGUUACAUCUUGUAGUAUUUAUAGGUUACAGGAACAAAAUACUUGUUGAAUUUUAUUAUGAGGGUACUAUAAAUCCUCUUUCAUUUCAACAGGGAAAGUCAAUAACAACUACUUUGUUGCUGAUCCUUUUGAUAAAGUUUUUUAUUUAGCAACUUGUAGACACUUUUGAAAACAGCGGCUUCUGCUGGAAAAAAAAAAAGUUCCAAUUCACAUUUGAAGGCUUGGUAAGUGCAUUAAUAUAUGUGAGUAUAGAACAGUUUAAAGCAGCCAACUGGAGUAUGACAUUCAUAUAUUUUGAAGUGUGGCUUGGGGAAUGUCCAUGGAACUCAAAAUUUAAAAAACCCUGUUGAUUUCUGAAUUUGAGUCCAUUGUUAAAGCAAUGCUAUAAAACUGUUCAAAUGGAAUUGCCUCCAUAAUUGGAACCAGUCAAUGCACAAAUCUGUUACAUAUUUAAAUAAACAAUUAAGCUGAUAAUGUAGGAAUAGUUCUGGUGAUAACCGAAGAGCCAGUCUAGAUCACUCUUAGUUUCUUCCUCAGCUUUUUUCCUUCUAUCCACUUUGUUACAAUUUCCUUUUUGUAAUACUGAAAUGAUGAUGAAUGAUUGAAGGGGAUCUCUCUUUCAGACACACAAAUCCAUUUCUUCAGACAAAAUUAUACAAAUAUAAACAAGGAACACAAAUGUGAUGGUUUGCUUUAUGCAGAACUGAAAAUAUUGAUAUAUUGUAUUGGAGGUACAAAAACUUUUAACCAUAUUUUUUUUAAAAAGCAGUCUGUUACUGAUGAAAUAUUUCCAAACUCAUAUUUACAUUUAAUACUCUUGAAAAAUAAAUAUGUCAAGUUAAGCUUUUGUUACCUUAUUAUUUCCAAUGACAAUACUGGCAUUGUACAUUCACUUUUAAAACAAAUUAACUUAGAUUGUUGUUGCUACUGUCAAGUACAUCUUUUUGUAAAAUAAAGUAAAUCACUAAAAAUAAUUCAAUGUACUUGGUAGUAUCAGAAAAGUCUGUUUAAUAUUCCUACUUCAUGUCUUACUGACACCCCUGAAACAUAAUUUGAUAUACUAAUGUAAUAUUGGUAUAUUCGAUUCCAGUGGAAGAAAACAAAUUAAAUGUCAAUGUUUGUUGUAAAAAUCUCAGACUUUCCAGAUAAUUCAGUUUCUCCUUCAAUAAAGGAGUUACCAGUUUCAGAAAUUUUGUGGCUUGAUAUUCAUAUUAUUCACAAUGAUUCCUGUCAAUUUGCUCUUUCUUUAAGGCUCUGGAUGACUAAGGUUUUUAGUAAUAUUGAGGCUUUUACUCUUUUACUUCUAGGACAUUGGUGUGCAUCUAGUCCAACUUGGUAGUGACCGAAAUCAUAAAUAUAUAAGCUAGAACCCAAUGUGAAAUAAGUUUGGUGGUCUUAAUUAAUUUCCUACAGGACAGAUGUCUACAUCACCAAAACUCCCAUAACAGUUGUCAUCUGCUGAGCAUCUAAAGAAUCCAAAGAUUGAAUAGUCAUUGAGACUGAACUACUCUCACCUGUAAUGGGCAUCCCUUUAAAUCAAUAUUGGGGAAUAUUUGUGGAGCACAAUAGGAAGAUUUAUACUCCUAACUCCGGUACUGUAAUCUGUUCUGCAGUGCUAUUACUCUUGCAGCUUUCUACAGAACUAGGCUUAUUUUUUAAAUAAUUUGAAUGUUUGGUUAUUUUUACUCUAUUCUACCUGUUAAGAUACUUGUGUGGGGGUUUUCUGUACCAAGAUGUACUCUCUGGGUAUCUCCUCCCGAUAUACAAAGAUGGAUAGAGAGCUGUCUAGGGAAAGUAUAUUGGGAGUUACAUGGAACCCAUUUCACUGCUAAAUAUAAUCCUCAUUAUAUAUAAUCCUCAUUAAUCCUAAUAUAGCUCUACUUACCUUUCUAGUAUAGACAUACCGGGAUCAGGAACCCACACUUCCACACCUUGUUUGAUAUUUGUCAAAUUAUUUUUGCUUCUUAAGCUUGUACCAUAAUGGUUGCAACAUUGUACGGGAUUGCUUUUGAGUAUUCAGAUUUGUAUGUACAAAGUUACUGAAAAAUGACUCCCUUACUUAAUACAAGGCAAUUCAAAAUCAUUUGAUGUUAUUCAGCCCAAACACAAAAGUAAAAAGCGUAUUCAAUACUCCUCUAAUUUAAAGCCUACCUUUUUUCUUCUGAUGCUAUGUAUAUGAAAAGUGCAGUAAGCCCUUUGCUCAGUUCAGUUUCCUGCUGGUGAUGUCAGACCAAUUUGUAAAAGAUAUGGUCCAUGAUGUAUCCAAUUUUGUGUAGUUUUUCUAAUGGUUUUAUUUGUUUUAGAGUAUUCAACUUUUAAAAACGUGAGAAAGUGUAACCUUAAACAGCAGGCAGCCUGCAUGUUCCUAGGUGAUCUGAUCAGUGUGAUGUCUUCCACAGAUUGUAUAUUGGGGUAAAAGAAUCAAAUCAAGCGUUAGUUUGAUUGUCCUGAGAUAGUGUAUUACUCCAGGCCAGCUAUGAGAAUAAGUUGUUUGCAACAAGAAAGGCUUGUAGCAUCAGUCUAGACUAUAUAGCCAGUUAUGAUUUAUGGUAGAAGGUCCUCUAUGGUUAUAGGCAUCAGUAUAAGAAUCUUGAUAGACUCUGAACCCCCAAUGUUUUAAAGUAGAAAUUUGCAGAAUUCCCUUCUUACCCUGUGUAUUUGGAACAUACAACAACAUAAUAGUAAUUUUAAGCUCAUGAUCUGAAGAGGGUGGUAUGUGUGGUUCCUGGUUGGUUGUCCGGGCCCCAUCUAGAAGGCUACUCUUACUUAUGCCUCUGGAAUGUUCCCCAGGAACAAUUCUCUCCCUCUAAGAUAUCUGGAGCACAGUGUGUGCUGGCCAGGUCCCCUCCUCCCCCAAACAAUGCCUGACAUGCCCACUUGGCAGGAAAGGAACUGAUUAUUGGCAUUAUACCAACUAUCUCAUUUAGGGCAGCUUUUGUCCCCUCGUCCCCUCUUGUACUGCUCCUGGGCAAGAAUGGGACCCAUUCUGUAGGGCCUUUCAGCAGUUCUGUUGAAAUGUCAAUAUCAAUGAUUAAUUUUGUUGUCAUGAAUUUAAGCUCUGUCUUUAUCUGAAAAAUUGCCACUGCAGAGCUUGUUGCAGUUUGGAAGUUCAUUGCUGUUUUGCAGCUAUCACUUUCCUAUUUUGUAGGCUUACUUGUGCAUAUGGAAAGGCUUCAUAUUUUAGAAUUAAUCUGUCUUGGCUGAUUCUGUAUUUCUAACUGAGAAAUAUAACUGCAUGGUUGUCAUUUGUACAAGAAGCAAUAUUUUGAGGGCAUGUAAAAGAGUUGUUUUGUGGGAAGUGUCAGUUGUCAGGUCUGGAAUCCCAUGAGGAAGUAUUCUAGUGGCAUUUUCGAAACUCUGAAUAGGACUCUCAUAUGCUUUAAAAUUGGCAGCUUACGAAAUACUUUCUGGUGACUUUUUGCUUUAUGGAUUUAUUUAUGCCAUUCUUUUCAUCCAAAACUUUUAGUUGAUAUAGUUUUCUUCCUAAAUGGAGUAAGUAACCAUUAUCAGAAUUUUGCCGAAUUUCAUGGUUCCUACGUCUGUAUAGGAAACAGUGUUACAUUGUAGUCCUGGCUAAUGUAGUCUUUCCCUGGGCCAAAAGAAAGUAAAAUGUGUAAAAUCUGCUUGGUUAACAAACAGUUCCUCCACCCCUAAAUGCUAUGCUUAAGUCUUUGUAGUAACAAGAAAAAAAGUCUCCAAGCUGGUAAAACUUGCUACAAUUUUUUUUCUUUGAAAUUAGAUCUUUCAUGGACCUGUACCUUUUAUCAUUGCCCUAAUAGUGACAUAAUUGAAUUUUGUAGCUCAGCUACAACUUUGACAAUUCUAGCUUUCGGCCUGAUUAAGCACAGGUACCAUGAAAUUCAUAACUACCGGAGACUUAACCAUCCUUCUGUGGUACUGUAGAAGAACAAAACUAAGAUUCUCCCAAAAGAAUUUGUUAAAUUGUACUCUUGUGGUUGUUUCAAACAGAUUUCUAAUAGCAUAAAAUCCAAGUGGGAUUUUCAAAAUUGUAUUGGCCUAACUGCUCCCAUUGAAGACCGUGAUAAAACUCUAAUUGACUUCACAGAGUUAGGACAUUCGGACGAGAUUUUCAAAUGUGUUCAGCACACAGUUUUAGUUUUGCUUUUUUAUUUUUUUAAAGGUGACUACCUUUCAAAGAUUUUUUUGUGUGAAAGAACCGAUUAGUAUUAAAUGUUUCUGUUCAAGUCUUCUGUCUUGUUCACUGGUAUAGCAAAGACAUGGCUGGAACUGUCAAUAAAAGAAAUGCUGGACAGUAUCUAAAA